AUGUCCGCUAUCAAAAAUGUCUUCGCGCCGGCGCCAGAGCCCAAAACCGAGCUCGGUCGGUACCGCGUCCUUUCUACUACCGCCGGUGUCAGGGUCUCCCCGCUCUGCCUGGGCGCUAUGUCGAUUGGCUCGGCAUGGUCGUCAUUCUUGGGCUCAAUGGAAAAAGACCAAUCUUACAAGCUUCUCGACGCCUUCGUCGAGGCGGGUGGCAACUUCAUCGACACCGCCAACAACUACCAGAAUGAAGAAUCCGAGCAGAUUCUAGGCGAAUGGAUGGCCGCCAGAAGAAACCGCGACAUCAUGUUUGUUGCGACCAAGUUCACCACACAGUACCGCAAGCACGAGCUCGGGCCCGGCAAAUGCAUCAACUACUCGGGCAAUCACAAGAAGUCACUGCACCUCUCGGUCCGGGAUUCUCUCAGGAAGCUGCAGACAGAUUACAUUGACCUGCUGUACGUGCACUGGUGGGACUGGACUACCUCCAUCGAGGAGUUGAUGGAUUCUCUCCACAUCCUUGUUGAGCAGGGUAAGGUCCUGUACCUGGGGGUUUCUGAUACCCCCGCUUGGAUCGUGUCUGCUGCGAACACAUAUGCCAAGGCGCAGGGGAAGACCCCCUUCUCCGUCUACCAGGGUCGCUGGAACGUCUUGAUCCGCGAUGUCGAGCGUGACAUCAUUCCCAUGGCCCGACACUUCGGCAUGGCCUUGUGUCCAUGGGAUGUCCUUGGAGGCGGCAAACUACAGUCCAUGACACAGCUCGAAGCCCGUCAAAAGGCUGGCGAAGGCUUGCGAUGCACGUUUGGCCCGAACCAGUCCGACGAAGAGCGCAAGGCCAGCGAAGUUCUGGAGCAAAUUGCCAAGGAACACGGAACCGAGAGUAUUCAGCAGAUUGCCCUGGCUUAUGUGAUGCAAAAGGCUCGCUACGUAUUUCCCGUCGUCGGAGGCCGCAAGGUAGAAAACUUAGAGGACAAUAUCAAGGCAUUGAGCAUAUGCCUCACGGAGGAACAGAUCCAAACGAUUGAAAGCAUCAAGAAGUUCCACAUUGGCUUCCCGAUGGACUUCAUUCUAGAUGAUCCAAGGGAGGGUGGCCCAACGGCUCCUCUAGUGGCUGCUUCCGCCCCGAUGGAUUGGCAACUCCAAGGCAAGCCCAUUGGCCAGGAGUAG
This is a messenger RNA of Colletotrichum graminicola M1.001, 1161 nucleotides long. Its product is annotated as aldo/keto reductase. The record is from RefSeq and is a predicted model, not a curated record. Lineage: Eukaryota; Fungi; Ascomycota; Sordariomycetes; Glomerellales; Glomerellaceae. Bases 1 to 1161 code for a protein of 386 amino acids. The transcript has a single exon.